AUGAGACAGAGAUCCAAACGAGUUGGAACAACAAUUGGAGCAGGAGUGUAUAUUCUUGUGGGGAUAGUAGCUAGACAACACACUGGACGUGCUCUUGCUGUAUCCUUCUUCAUCGCUGGUGUAGCAGCUGCUCUCUCCGCUUGUUUCUAUGCUGAGCUUGCUUCUCGAUGUCCAUCUGCUGGGAGUACUUAUCAUUAUGCUUACAUUUGUCUUGGAGAAGGCUAUAUGCUAGUCUACGUGUGGGUCAUGGUUUUUGACACUGUUUUGGGGUUUUCUUUAUCAGCCACAAAUCUUCAUGGCAAUGGCUAG
Eruca vesicaria subsp. sativa (arugula) is the source of this 309-nucleotide messenger RNA. The record is from the annotation of a GenBank genome assembly. NCBI's taxonomy places the organism in Eukaryota, Viridiplantae, Streptophyta, Magnoliopsida, Brassicales, Brassicaceae.